Molecule: messenger RNA, 2513 nt
Organism: Atta colombica
Lineage: Eukaryota; Metazoa; Arthropoda; Insecta; Hymenoptera; Formicidae
Product: WD repeat-containing protein CG11141
Exons: 10
Coding region: 297-2513 (738 amino acids)
Molecular function (GO): protein binding
Source: RefSeq, a predicted model, not a curated record
GAGAGGGAGAGGGAGAGAGACAGAAUUCGGAGGGUAUGCGUAACGCAUGUUUCCACACUUUCCACAGUCAUGUCAAUUCGUGUUCGUUAGAAAUGUCGAUGGAUACACGUAUGCAGUAAUGUGCACCGCUAUACAUACGUAAUCACGAACGCUUAUCAUAAUGAGACUCUCACACCGCGGAGAAAAGGAGGAAACAUAGCGUUUGAAGAGAAAAAUAGAAAAAAAAGAAGUAAAACGCCGGUCGAUCUCGCCAAUCUCUGCUUUCCAUUCCUUGUUUCGAUUGAAUCGGAGUUAUAAUGACAACACCUAUGUGCGAGGAUGGUGGACCGUUGAGAGAGUGGGCGCCACUCGCCGUCCUUCUGCAACAGAUACCUGCCAAAAUGCAAAAUGGUAUUUUUACACAAGACAUCAGUUUUACCUGUAUUGAUGCUCUAACCGAGUUUAUUGCCAUUGGAACAAAUCAUGGGCUCAUUUAUUGGUACAAUAGAGAAAAACAGGAUCUGCAGAGAUUACGUUGCGAGAAUGUAAACUCCAAAAUUACGAGUGUACAAGUGAUCUCUACAGUUGAUUAUAUGGUUGCAGCAGGCAAUGAACAUGGCGUUGUUACAGUUUUUCAAAUUCCCAAAAAUCCGCCAGACUCAUUGCCAAACAGUUUAAAACCAAAACAAAAGAAGCAGGUCGAAAGGUACAGCAUAAGUGGCUUGCAUAAUACUGCAGUGACAGCAGUGGAGUGGUCUAAGAAUGGUAUGAAAUUAUUCAGUGGAGAUAAAGAUGGUUUAGUAGUUUUAACAGAGAUUGAUUUUUAUAUGCAUUUAUCGAAAUCAUCGAAAUUGUUGAACGAAAAAUAUUCAGUGGUACAAUUGAGCUAUCAACAAGGCUUGCUAUUAGUCUCGACAACGUUACGUACAAUUUUAGUGAACAGAAAUGAAAAUGGAAAAGUGACACAAGUUGGUCAAAAAGAACGUAAAACAUUAGGUAAAUUAGGAGCAGUGUUUGGUUCUCGACAAAUUUAUAUGCAAGAACCGCUAAUCUAUGCAAGUAGACCAGGAUUACGUUUAUGGCAAGCUGAUAAGGCUGGGACUGUACUGAAAACACUCAUAUUUAAGGAUGCAGUUAGAUCGGGUCAUACAGAAGUGGCGUUAUUAAAUCCUGCACCCGAAGGAUCGAAAAAGAAUCGUGGCGAACCCUCGUUUGGCAUCGUGUUACCGUUUUAUGAUGAUUUAUUAAUAACGUACUGUGAUGACGUAGUUUACGUAGUAAAUCCGAAUACUAUUGCAAUAACAUCGAUUGUAAACGAUUUACGGCACGUUACCGAUGUAGCUUGCACUAAAGACGAAAUAUUUAUAUUGGAAGGAGAAAGAAAUAUUUUGCGAAUUUCCUAUUACCCGGAAAAUGAUAUUUUUACAGAAGAAACAAAAAAGACAAUGGAUUCUUUAUUAUCAUUUGCUGAAUACAGUAAACCUGUUACUAAUGGUAUAUUAGAACUAACUUCGAAAUUAAAAGAAAGUAAUAUAGUGCCAGCUAUUCCUUUUCCUAAAAUCGAUCCAACCAAUAUUAUUCAAUCUGUAGGCAUUGUGCCAACUGUUGGUAUCGAUACUGAUGACGUGGUUAUAAACGCAGAAGAAGCUGUGGAAGUGCCGCCGAUAGUCCCAAUAGAUAUAAAUACUCCACUUGUAACUAAUAUUAACAAAAUACCAGAAUACAAUGAUAAUAAUAGAAUAAAAAAUGCAGAAGACGUAAAGAACAACGAUCGUCGAGAAAUAUUCCAAAGAAUUGGUCAACAGGAAUUCGAGGACGUCGUUUUCACACCCGAAAGAAAACAGAAAAAAUUUCGAAAUAAAGUAAUGAAUGGAAGCGAAAGUGUUACAAUGUUAAAUGGCACUGAUUUAUCGAGCAGUCUAAGCACCGAUCAUGCGAACACCAACAAGACAAUGACGACCCAUUCCUCUUUAAUGCAAAUUAGCUUUGAUGAUGAUUUUAUAUUGAAGCCGGAUAGAGAUUUAGAAACGAUUCAACGCGAUGUGGAAGACAAGGAGAAGCUGUUAGCAGAUCUUCUGGAUUUUGAUUUGUCUAAAUAUAUGACAAGUAGUCGAAUAGACAAGGAUGAUUUGAGUAUAUCUAAUCAUAUGGAUACUAUAACAUGCAUCAAUUGUAACAUACAAUCCAACAAUGUGGUGAACGAAGAGGAAUCAAUUACGAAUGAUGAAAAUGAAAUUGUCGAACAGAGCGAUCAUACGGGAACUGAAUCAGGAGAUGAAGAUGUCAGUUAUCGCACCGAAUUAAAGCGAUUAGAAGAACUCGGGGAAUGUAGGAAGAUUCUUUUACAAAAUAAAUUGGAUGAGACUCCACCAACUGGUAAUAAUUUCGUCGAUAUUCGAAAAAAAUCGUCCACAAAUCAAGAUGAAUUAGAACAUCAAUUUAACGCUCUGGCAAAAGAAUGUGCCACAUCUGUUGUUGAAGAAGAAGAAGAUUGGGUUUUAGUCAAGGACGAUAUACCAUCGAUUAUAUUUUAA